UAGAGACUCACUGCAGAAGACGCCAUCUUCAACUACAAUACCCAAACACGGCGUUGACAGUCUGACUGAGCAGCGUUGGUUAUCCGGGGAUAUCGCUUUGCUGCUGUGCUUCAGCAACCUAUUUCACUCUCUCCUCUUCCUGCGGAUUGACACAGUACCGUUAAAAAAAGCCAAACAAAACAAAACAUUUAAAGCCAAAAAAUAUGGCGGAGCUUGGAGCGGGGAGCCUACAAGUGGGGGACCCUGCGUUUAAUUACCAGGAGCGAGAGCUAAAUGAGCGCUUGAAGCGGCUCUACCCGGCCGUGAAUGAGGAAGAGACCCCCUUACCCCGAUCUUGGAGCCCCAAGGAUAAAUACAGCUACAUCGGGCUCUCACAGAACAAUCUGCGGGUGCAUUACAAAGGUCAUGGAAAGAACCACAAGGACGCUGCUUCCGUGCGGGCCACACACCCAAUCCCAGCUGCCUGUGGAAUCUACUACUUUGAAGUGAAGAUCGUCAGCAAGGGGCGGGACGGAUACAUGGGGAUCGGCUUGUCUGCCCAGGGGGUCAACAUGAACAGACUGCCUGGUUGGGACAAACAUUCAUACGGCUACCAUGGCGACGAUGGACACUCCUUCUGCUCCUCGGGGACCGGCCAGCCGUACGGCCCCACGUUCACGACAGGAGACGUGAUUGGCUGCUGCGUGAAUCUCAUUAACAACACCUGUUUCUAUACCAAGAACGGGCACAGUCUGGGUGUAGCGUUCACAGACCUUCCUCCGAACCUGUACCCCACGGUGGGGCUGCAGACCCCGGGGGAGAUAGUGGAUGCUAACUUCGGCCAGCAGCCCUUCGUGUUCGACAUCGAGGACUACAUGAGCGAGUGGAGGGCCAAGAUCCACGGCAUGAUCGCCCGCUUCCCCAUCGGAGAGAGGCUGGCAGAGUGGCAGGCCGUGCUGCAGAACAUGGUGUCCAGUUACCUGGUGCAUCAUGGGUACUGUGCCACGGCGACGGCCUUUGCGAGAGCCACGGAGACCAUGAUCCAGGAGGAGCAGACAUCAAUAAAGAACAGACAGAGAAUACAGAAGCUGGUGUUAGCAGGUCGGGUUGGAGAAGCUAUUGACGCCACACAACAGCUCUACCCCGGACUGCUAGAGCACAACCCCAAUUUACUCUUCAUGUUGAAGUGUCGGCAGUUUGUGGAGAUGGUGAAUGGUUCAGACAGCGAGGUGCGCUGCUUCAGUAACCGUUCACCCAAGUCCCAGGACAGCUACCCCGGAUCCCCCAGCCUGAGCCCCCGGCACGGAGCCACCAACCCCCACCUGCACAGCACAGGAGCAGACAGCCCCACCUGCAGUAAUGGGGUCACCCCUAGCAAGAGCAAGAGCCACAACAAAUACCCCGGCGUCAGCUCCACCUCUUCCUCCUCCUCUUCCUCCCCCUCCUCCGUCAACUACUCCGAGUCCAACUCCACCGACUCCACCAAGUCCCAGCCCCACAGUGGAACCAGUAACCAGGAAACCAGUGACAGUGAGAUGGAGAUCGAGGGCGAGCAUUACACUAACGGAGUGGCAGAGAGCUCUCCCGCCAGGAUCAUGAACGGCACGUACAAGCACGAGGAGAUCCUGCAGACAGACGAUAACAGCCUGGGAAAUGGGGUGGCAGAGGACAGCUGCACCCCCAGGCAGCUGUGUGGUGGAAACCAGGCGGCGACUGAGAGGAUGAUACAGUUCGGCCGGGAACUCCAGGCGCUCAACGAGCAGCUGUGCCGGGAGUACGGCAAGAACGCCACUCACAAGAAGAUGCUGCAGGAUGCAUUCAGUCUUUUAGCGUAUGCAGACCCCUGGAACUGCCCAGUUGGACAGCAGCUUGACCCCAUGCAGAGAGAGUCCAUCUGCUCCGCACUCAACAGUGCCAUACUGGAGUCGCAGAACCUGCCGAAGCAGCCCCCCCUCAUGCUGGCCCUGGGCCAGGCCACCGAGUGCGUGCAGCUGAUGGCCCGGGUGCGCUCCGGCUCCUGCUCCUUCGCCAGAAUCGACAACUUUUUGCACUAGCCGCCGCCGCCAAGGCAAUGUACAGGACAGCUAAGAAGAGGACUUUCCAGUUUGUGGCCAUGGUGUCAGAGGAGCGCAUGAGUUUUGAUUGGUGUGCCGUUUGCAGUUGGGGGAAACAUUUGGACGGGGACGUGACGAGAAAGGCUUCUUUUUUUAAUUUAGUAUUAUCAAAUACAGAUUGUGUGACACUAUUUAAAGAUAAUUAUUAUUCUGUUUAGUCUUUAUUUUUAGUUUUUAUUUUCUUGUGCUCAUCUUGGGAAAAAAAUCUAGUUCCUUUUGUUUUUAAGGGUGGAAUGAAAUUCCCCAAAUAAUAUUUUAAAACGUGUGUAUGCCAUAUUAAAGCUACAGCUAAUAGGGUGUAUACAUCAUUGCAACAAAGCAAGAUAUUUUGGUUUCUCUCACUCAGAUCUCAGGUAAACGCAAUGCAUAUGGCAUUUCAGAGUGGAAUGUUCCGGAAAUUCAUUUAGUUCUACCAGCAGUCCUCUGGCUCUGGAGUCUGCCCAGGCUCCUAUGAUUUUAAUUCUGUUUAUUUUUCUUUUUUUUUUCUUUUUCUUUAAAAUCUUUUUUUUUUUUUUUUUUUGUUUGGAGAGAGUCUGAAAAGAUGUGGUGUUGUUUUUUCAGGCAGGCUGUCCUCGCCGCUGAUGUUUAUCGAUUAAAGGCUAAAAAAAACAAAAAAGGCCGAAAAGCGCUUCAGUGAAUAUGCAUGGCUGCCAGCUCGCCCGCCGCCGCCACCGCCGCCUCGACGUGUCGCCAGCGUUCCGCAGGGGCGAGCGUCAGAGAGAGCCAGCGCUCCGCUACCGUCGUGGAACAGUUUCGCGCGUUCUGUUUUUGAGAUAAGGGGGGAGUACCUCAAAACCUAAAGUAAAAAAUACCAUUUUUUUUUUAAAUGAAAGAAAAACAACGAAAAAAUGCAUUUUGGACAUGAUUGGCAGUCGGGCACCUGGCUCCUGUCACCUUGCUGUUCAUCCCUGGCACCGUCUACAGCUUUAUAACUCUUCAGGCCCAUCAAAGGGCCUUUUAGUGCCAGUCAGUGUGGGGGAGCAAAUUAACUAAGAAAUACAAAUAGAGAGAUUUUUCUUAUUGUUUUUUAAUGAAUGAAUGUUGAAAAAUAAAUACAAUAGAAAUCUAUUUCCCCAACCUUUUGGCUUAACAAGUGGGAACUUACUGGAAUAUCCAUCCACAGAAACCAGUAAAAUGAUUCCCAUCAUUCAGCUAAAUAUGUGGGUAUAUCAAUGAUGGGCCUGUUGCCUAGGAGAUGAAUAUAUAUAUAUUAGUAGACCAGCAAUCUAGAGCUUGGGAAUCUGUUAUAAUUGACAAACUACUAACAAUGAGUAAGUUAACAUUUCAUUAGGUAACAAACAACAGGAAUAUAAAUACCUAGGAGUAACCCUCCCGCUCCUUCCUCAUGCUCGCUCUCUUUCUUUGUGAAGAAGGGCUUUGUAUCUGAGUUGUGUCCUCCAUUUACUGUUUGAGUGGAGGCUCUGGUCACAGGGUGCUUGCACUGCAUGCUGGGAAACGUAGUCAAUCACACGUGGUCCUGUUGUGGUUCUAGCUCUGUCGUGCGGUAGUUCUUGCUUUUAAUUUCUUCUUUGUUUUUCCUCAGUUGUGAAAUAACCCCCAAAUGGUUAAGGACCAGGAAAAUUAACAUGCCAAAUAUCACUGCUUACUCAUACUGUGACGAUGACGAUGACUAUUUUUAACAUCUUAUUUCUCUAAUUACACUUCUUGAGUCUGCUUAGAGAGGACAAGCAGUAAUAGUCAUAUAAAAUAAGAAUUCUUUUUUUUAUAAUGCUCUGAAAUAGAUGAUCUUAUUUUCCCAAGUGGAGAAUACCAUGACAAUGUGCAUUUUGGAUGCUGCGCUGUUCCAUCCUAAGUCAUAGAAUUCCUAGGUCUGAUGUAGCCAUUGAAAGCAACAGUGGAAAGGUACGUGAGCAGGGCAGUCCUAAUGGACCGGAGUUCCAUGUUCCAAAUCCGCGAUGGAAAAUCUCUCCCUCUCUCCUUCACCAGCCGUGUUACGCCCCAUACUUCAGUGAGGCUGAGCUCUGUGAGUCAGGGCCACUUCCAGCCUUGAUUUGACUCCAGCAGCAAAGGGGGGGGGACCUCCAGGUUUAGGCCACUCCCCCCUGUUACUGCUCCUGCCUCUCUUAAGCUUGGAAGCAGCUGCGCUAAUUCAUUAGCUCUGACCCAGCCACUGCUAGAAUACGUGGCUAUGGAUUUCAUUGGUUUUGGUCAUUUUUCUUAAAUUAAUGAUUUUCUUGCAUCCCCCCCCCCCCCCCCACACAUGUUCCCUGCUACUAUCAAGCUUACUGCAACUACUCCAGUAUGUGGGUCUUUUGUCGCAGAUUAUUAGUUUUCUCCAGCCAGCAGGGGGUGCUGUAGUGUGUUUUGAAUGUAGUUCAGCAGUAUUCUGUUGUUUUUUUUUCCCCAUUUGAAAUGCUGCCAGCCUUCAUGAGAUUGUUUGCCCCCAUCCCCUCCACAGGUGUUGAGGUCAGUUAAUUUCUGCUGCUGACCCCUAACACAGUAGGCCACGGUAGGGUAGAGGGGGAAAGGGUACAUUUUCUGCUGCUUCCUCCUGUUUGGUGUUCAGUUUGCAGAGUGUCACUCAGAACCUUUUUUUCUGAAGAAGGGCUUGAUGGGAAGUGAAGUCCAGAGGUAGUCUAAGCGUAUUCUGCAACCUCUUGGCCCAGGUGUUCAUUUCUCAUUUUAUGGAACUGCUGAGCAGAUUAAUGCUCAGCAACUCCUUUCCACUGGGAAGAGUAUAGAAACCAAUCAGCUGGCUUUCUAAUAGGUAUUGAAUGACUAAUUAUGUGAUUUAACUUGAGUAGAAAAUCUCCUAUGGGGCUACUGUUAUGCCAUAGGAUUACUGCAGUAUAUAAUUCUUAACACUGUAGCACAGAUACGUAAAUGUGACACCAGCCAUUAAUUAGUAAUAAUACCAUAUACCCAGCCUGUCUGCUAUUUUUUGUGUUUCUGUCAAUUUAAAUCAUGCAGUAUAGAGAGCAGAGACGUAUAUUUGAUGAUGACUAUGAUAAUGUUGUUUUUAAAAAACCAUGCAAACAGGCAUUUCAGUAAAAAGUUUCUUACCGUUCUUGGAACAGUCGUCUUCUUUGCUACUGGGUCUUCAGACAGAUCUCAAAUAACAGCUCCUGCUUCAAGACACCUCAUGGUUUCUUGUGUAACAGGGCCUUUUUUAGAUUUUAUUUUUAAGACUGCUCAUAAAAUCAAUUUCAAUUGGCAAGCCGGGUGUUCUAAUGCAUACUCAAUGCAUAGUUAAGCCACAUGACAAUGUUAUUUGACAUUUUCAAAAGAUGGAAUUUGAAGGAAAUAGUUGCCUGAUAAAUAACUGUCUGAUAAAUGAGAGCCAAACCAUGGAGGAGGAGUUUGUGUUUUGUAAAACAGAUGAGGUUCUAACACCUGGAAACCUCCCCCUCCCCUUCCCAAGCAGCCAUACUUCCAAAUUGUCCAGGUUUCAAUAUCUUUUAAGAUUAUUGUUUUGUUUGAAGUCGAGUGCGCUUCAAAUACACCCCAAAAUAACAGGGGAAACUGAAUUAGAUUCGUUAAAUAUAUAUACAAGUUGUGCACAAUUAAUUUUAUUAUGAUUUGAAUUUUAUUUGAGUUUGAUUUUAGUAUUUGUGAAAUAAGUUACCCUCUCUACUUAGCAUGAACCUUUGAAAACCUUUAAAACAAAAUAAAAAAAGAAAAACAUAAUUAUGAAAAAAAAAAAAACUAUGUACUGGAAAUAUGGUAAAGAAAUAUUGUAUUCUGUUGUAUUUUGACAGAAUUAUUUUUAUUAAAAUACACAUCCAUGUGCAAAUUA
Messenger RNA from Anguilla anguilla (European eel), 5850 nucleotides. It is a transcript of the gene ranbp10, whose product is annotated as RAN binding protein 10. Gene Ontology annotation, cellular component: cytoplasm. Gene Ontology annotation, biological process: cytoskeleton organization; cell surface receptor signaling pathway. Lineage: Eukaryota; Metazoa; Chordata; Actinopteri; Anguilliformes; Anguillidae. The coding region runs from base 204 to 2033 and encodes 609 amino acids. The transcript has 15 exons. The record is from RefSeq and is a predicted model, not a curated record. Gene Ontology annotation, molecular function: protein binding.